AUGGCCGCUCGAGUUCGAGCGUCUUUUACCGAUGAUGACUCGAUAAGCGACCAACUAAAUAUCGGAAUGGUUCGCAUAAAUGCACCACCUACAACAUCCAUUAUUACUCAAAAUGAUCCCGAUGAACAAACAACUUUGAAUGAAUCCAUUGGAACCGUCGGCGGCAAUAUACCAGCUACAAAUGAUUUUCUCACAACGAAUAAUAAUUCCAGUUUAACUGAAGGAAUCAAUCGGGAAUAUGAAAUUCCCAAUCUAUACACAUAUCGAAGAAUCGAAUCCUUACUUGAGCGAAUGCAAGAUGAAAAUAGCGGUCUACCAAUAAAAUCAGUCAAAAGUUUCAUGUCGAAGAUUCCCAGUGUUUUCACUGGUGGAGAUUUAAUACAAUGGGUUUUGAAAACACUUGAUGUCGAUGAUACAGCUGAAGCUCUUCAUCUGGUUAAUCUUAUGUCUUCAUAUGGCUAUAUUCUUCCAAUUGAAGAUCAUGUUUUAACUGUGAAAAAUGAUGGAACGUUUUAUCGUUUUCAGACUCCUUAUUUUUGGCCUUCGAAUCAUGCUGAAGCAGAUAAUAUUGACUACGCUGUAUAUUUAUGUAAACGAACAAUGCAAAAUAAAACUCGAUUAGAAUUAGCUGAUUAUGAAGCUGAAAAUUUAGCCCGACUACAAAAAUUAUUUGCACGUAAAUGGGAAUUCAUUUACAUGCAAGCUGAAGCACAAAUAAAAGUUGAUAAAAAACGCGAUAAAUUCGAACGAAAUGUACUCGAUUCACAAGAACGUGCCUUUUGGGAUGUUUAUCGACCAGCGCCUGGAUGCAUAAAUUCAACUGAACAAGAUAUUAAAAAAUUAUUACGACGAAAAACAAGCUAUAUAAAUCCACGUUUAUUAAUUGAGGCGUAUAGAAAAUCUUCCAUAGCAUCAACAGUAAAUACAGCACCUGCAUCUGCUCUUGCAUUUGCUGCUAAUAAAAGUUUUAUUACCAUGACCGUUGGUCUAUUAACAACAGAAUCGCCGACGGCAACAUCAACAAGUUUCAAUCAAUCAAAUAGUUCUUCCGAAAAUCGACCAUCGAUUUUACGCGAAUGUGACGAAGCUUUAUUAAUUGAUCAAUUAUAUAAAGAAAUUCAAUUUCUCAAACUUCGAAUCGAACGACGAUGUGUAAAAACAUCUAAAGUGUCGGAAACUUCAGUUUCAUAUUUUGAACAAUACGCUGAAUUCGAUCCAUUUAUUACUCUAUGUGAACCAUCGAAUCCAUGGAUAACCGAUUGCAUUGAUCUAUGGGAGUUAGAAAAGGCUGUUAGUUUAAAAGACAUAUCAUCAAGACGUGUUAAACGUUGGAGUUUUUCAAUCAAUGAACUACUAAAAGAUCCUAUAGGUCGUGAUCUAUUUUGGAAAUUUCUCGAUAAAGAAUAUUCAAGUGAAAAUUUACGUUUCUACGAAGCAUCUAUACAAUUACGUUUUCACACUUCACAAAAGGAUGUGCUUAAUCGUGUUAAGGAAAUCUAUAAUGAAUUUCUUUCACCAGGUGCUUACUACUCUAUAAACAUUGAUCAGCGUGUCAUGAAUUUAACCAAAAAUAAUAUGAAUAAUUAUCCUAAUCGAUAUACGUUUGAUGAAGCUCAGGAUCACAUCUUUAAUCUAAUGAAUCGUGAUACAUAUGCUCGAUUUCUGCGUUCAGAAACUUACAAAGAAUUGCUAUUAGGUGGCAAGAAAAAAGUAAGUUUUCGUCGAUCGGAUAUUUUUCAUUUUAAUGACACUGAUGUAGAUUUAUAUUCUUGCUCUACUACGCUCGUUAUUGUUCUUUAUAAUUAUUUUGUUUUUAGUUGUCGAAAAAAUACUGAUAAAGAAAACCGAGCGAAUGCACUUGUUGGACUUAAAGCAGGUCGACUUUCAAUUGUUGUACGAAACCCAAUGGAAAAUUUAUUAAUUAGUAGCAGUGCUGUUACCGGUGGAAAUAGCGAAAAAUAUUUAGUAGGAACUAGUCUUCGUUAA
Messenger RNA from Rotaria socialis, 1986 nucleotides. NCBI's taxonomy places the organism in Eukaryota, Metazoa, Rotifera, Eurotatoria, Philodinida, Philodinidae. The record is from the annotation of a GenBank genome assembly.